UUGGAGGUUGCUGGGUGCCACGUGGACCAAUCACGUGGCGCGCUCUUGAGUGAGGAAUUCUUCAUCAGCAGCAGCAUCAGCAGCAUGCAGAACCAUCAUAAUAAUCAGCAACAUAAUAAUCAUCAGCAGCAAAAUCAGCAGCAGCAGCAACAUCAUCAGCUGGUGCAAUUUCAUCAGCAGCAGAUGCAGCAAUUUAAUCAGCAGCAACAUCAUCAGCUGGUGCAAUUUCAUCAGCAGCAGAUGCAGCAAGUUAAUCAGCAGCAGCACCAUCAUCAUCAGGAGCAAAAUAAUCAUCAGCAGCAAAAUAAUCAUCAGCAGCAAAAUCAUCAGCAGCAGCAAAAUAAUCAUCAGCAGCAUAAUCAUCAUCAGCAGCAAAAUAAUCAUCAGCAUCAUCAUCAUUAGAAUCACCAUUAUUAGCAGGAACAUCAUCAGCAUCAUCAUCAUCAGAAGCACCAUCAGCAGAAGCACCAUCAUCAUUGGCAUGCAUAACCAUUAAUCAGCAGCAACAACAUCGUAAUCAGUAGCAGCAACAUCAUCAUCAGCAGCAAAAUCAUCAGCAGCAACAUCAUUAGCUGGUGCAGUAUCAUCAUCAUCAGCUGGUGCAGUAUCAUCAUCAUCAGCUGGUGCAGUAUCAUCAUCAUCAGCUGGUGCAAUAUCAUCAGCAACAUCAGCAGCUGGUGCAGUAUCAUCAGCUGGUGCAAUAUCAUCAGCAGCAACAUCAUCAGCUGGUGCAAUAUCAUCAGCAGCAACAUCAUCAGCUGGUACAAUAUGAUCAGCUGGAGCAAUAUCAGCAGCAGCAAAAUAAUCAGCAGCAGCAUCAGCAGCACCAUCAGCAUCAUCAGCAGCAGAAGCAGCAGAAGCAUCAGCAGCAGCAGAAGCAUCAUCAGCAGCACCGCUUCUUCUGGCUCUGCUAUGCGCCUCGACUGGCACUCGGCUAAUGCCAGUCUCUACGACCACAUCCAGCCAGCCAGCCGACUCAUAGAUGGCCCUGACUACGCAGUGUUCAAGGAGGGGGUGACUCCAAUGUGGGAAGACCCUGCGAACCUAGUUGGUGGACGAUGGUUGAUUUUUCUCACAAAGCAGCAGCGCGACCUGGACCUGGAUGUCCUGUGCCUGGAGACGCUGCUGAUGCUGGUUGGUGAGGCGUUCACCCCGUACGGCGAGGAGGUGUGUGGUGCCGUGGUGAGCGUGAGAGGCAAGGAAGACCGCAUCGCCCUGUGGACCUCCAACGCUGACAGCAGCCAGGCCGUCAUCACCAUUGGGGGUAUGUACAAGCGCAGGCUGGGCUUGCCUGCCCACACGCUCAUCGCUUACCAGGCGCACGGAGGCAGCAUGGCGAAGAGCGGACAGCCCUGGGCGGACAGGGAGAGAGCAGGGGGCGGAGAGACAGCGGCACCAGCUGGAGGAGACACGGGGUGGUGAGACACGGGGAGGGAGAGAGACACAGAGAGAGACACAGAGAGAGACACAGAGAGAGACACAGAGAGAGAGACACGGAGAGAGACACAGAGAGAGACACAGAGAGACACAGAGAGACACAGAGAGAGAGACACACGCAGAGAGAGACACACGCAGAGAGAGACACAGAGAGAGACAGAGAGAGACACAGAGAGAGAGGGACACGGGGAGAGAGGGACACGGGGAGAGAGACACAGAGAGACACACGGGGAGAGAGGGACAGAGAGAGACACAGAGAGACACACGGGGAGAGAGAGACAGAGAGAGACAUAGUGAGAGACACACAGAGAGAGAGAGACACGGGGAGAGAGGGACACGGGGAGAGAGACACGGGGAGUGAGACACAGAGAGACACACGGGGAGAGAGACACACGGGGAGAGAGACACACGGGGAGAGAGACACAGAGAGAGAGACACGAGGAGAGAGGGACACGGGGAGAGAGACACGGGGAGAGAGAGACACAGAGAGAGAGACACAGAGAGAGACACAGAGAGAGAGGGACACGGGGAGAGAGACACGGGGAGAGAGAGACAUGGAGAGAGACACGGGGAGAGAGACACGGGGAGAGAGAGAUGGGCAGUGCUGAGUCUAUGGUGCAGUGUUGAGUCUAUGUACAGUGUUGAGUCUAUGGGCAGUGUUAGUCUAUGUACAGUGUUGAGUCUAUGUACAGUGUUGAGUCUAUGGACAGUGUUGAGUCUAUGUACAGUGUUGAGUCUAUGGUGCAGUGUUGAGUCUAUGGUGCAGUGUUGAGUCUAUGGUGCAGUGUUGAGUAUAUGGUGCAGUGUUGAGUCUAUGGUGCAGUGUUGAGUCUAUGGUGCAGUGUUGAGUCUAUGGUGCAGUGUUGAGUCUAUGGUGCAGUGUUGAGUCUAUGUACAGUGUUGAGUCUAUGGUGCAGUGUUGAGUCUAUGUACAGUGUUGAGUCUAUGUACA
Lethenteron reissneri (Far Eastern brook lamprey) is the source of this 2389-nucleotide messenger RNA. Its product is annotated as eukaryotic translation initiation factor 4E-like. The record is from RefSeq and is a predicted model, not a curated record. Gene Ontology annotation, biological process: translational initiation. Gene Ontology annotation, cellular component: cytoplasm; eukaryotic translation initiation factor 4F complex. NCBI's taxonomy places the organism in Eukaryota, Metazoa, Chordata, Hyperoartia, Petromyzontiformes, Petromyzontidae. Gene Ontology annotation, molecular function: translation initiation factor activity; RNA 7-methylguanosine cap binding.